AUGGAGACCAGAAUAGUAAAAGUUGCCCCCGGCAAGGGUACUCAGCUUGGCCGCUUCGAAGCCUCUUCUGGAACCUCAAAGGUCGAAGAAUGGCGCAUCUUGCCCGAAGCAAAAGAUGCUGUCGCCGCUCUGGAACAGGCAGCAAACUAUCUCAAGACCAGCGACACGCCCGUGGCCUUUCCAACGGAGACAGUCUACGGUCUUGGAGCAGACGCAACUCGCAGCGGCUCUGUUAAGGGCAUCUACGCCGCAAAGGGCCGGCCGUCGGACAACCCGCUGAUUGUGCACGUUGCGGACCUUCACAUGCUGCGGGAGCUGCUGGGCAAGGAGAGGGACGACGAGGAGGCGAUUCCGAGCAGGUAUCGGACGCUGAUAGACCGGUUCUGGCCGGGUCCUUUGACGAUACUGCUGCCUAACCCGCAGCCUUCGCAGCUGGCGCCGGAAGUUACUGCUGGACUCACGACUUUUGGGGCCAGGAUGCCGUCGUCGCCGUUGGCUUUGAGUCUCAUUAAACUUGCGGGCGUGCCUUUGGCUGCGCCCUCAGCAAACGCCUCGACGAAGCCGUCACCCACGGCAGCGCAGCAUGUUAAGGAUGAUCUGGAUGGGCGGAUUGAAUUCAUCCUCGAUGGAGGCCCGUGCCAGGUUGGCGUUGAGAGCACCGUUGUGGACGGCCUCUGUGAACCUCCUGUGGUGCUGCGUCCAGGAGGCAUCGGUUUGGAGGAGCUUCGAAGCUGUCCUGGCUGGGAGAACGUAGUCAAGGCCUACAAGGAUCACAGUGAAGAGGGAAAAGCAGCGCCGAGGGCACCGGGAAUGAAGUACAAGCACUACAGCCCCAAGGCAAGGGUGGUGCUCUACGAGUCUACGUACAAGGACGGCUUUGAUGGCGUUUUACCGUCCGACAUUGGAGUUACUGGCGCUACAGAGAACGGCAAUACUCAGAAAACCAACGGCCAUUCAUCAAAGAGAAUAGGUGUCAUCCGGACACAGCGGUGGAAGUCGGGAGCGGGCCUUGAGUGCGGCGCUUUACAGCCUGCUCCCGUCGACUCAGACGCUCACGACGACGAGUAUCUCAACCCUGCAUAUCAGGUAUAUAAGGGUGAUCUCAAGAACAGCCAGGGAGAGGUCAUCGGCGAGCUUUUCGACAUAGACCUAGGACAAGACACCAAGAGGAUAGCCCAGGGGCUGUUCUCUGCUUUGCGGGAGUUGGAUCGACGAAACAUAGACACGAUUUUUGUAGAUGGCAUAGAAGGCGAGCUGGAUAUUGCCGCUGCCGUUAUGAAUCGCCUGCGUAAGGCGGCUUCGGAGAUUAGGUCAUGA
Messenger RNA from Trichoderma harzianum CBS 226.95, 1317 nucleotides. RefSeq lists its product as hypothetical. Gene Ontology annotation, biological process: regulation of translational fidelity. The transcript has a single exon. Lineage: Eukaryota; Fungi; Ascomycota; Sordariomycetes; Hypocreales; Hypocreaceae. The coding region runs from base 1 to 1317 and encodes 438 amino acids. The record is from RefSeq and is a predicted model, not a curated record. Gene Ontology annotation, molecular function: tRNA binding; nucleotidyltransferase activity; double-stranded RNA binding. Gene Ontology annotation, cellular component: cytoplasm.